Messenger RNA from Quercus lobata, 555 nucleotides. RefSeq lists its product as uncharacterized. Lineage: Eukaryota; Viridiplantae; Streptophyta; Magnoliopsida; Fagales; Fagaceae. The record is from RefSeq and is a predicted model, not a curated record. The coding region runs from base 1 to 555 and encodes 184 amino acids. Gene Ontology annotation, molecular function: RNA-DNA hybrid ribonuclease activity; nucleic acid binding. The transcript has a single exon.
AUGGUGACAGAGUACUUUGAGAUCCAUAAGCAGCCACCCAAGAUCCAAAGGAGAGUAGUUCCGACGUGUUGGCUACCUCCAUCUAAAGGUGUGUUUAAAGCCAACUUUGAUGCAGCUUUUUUUGGCAACUCGGGUAUGGCAGGUAUUGGAGUUGUUGUUUGCGAUUGUGAGGGAGAAAUAAUUGUUGCCCUUAGUCAGAAAAUUUGUGAGCCUCAUUCAGUGGAUGUUACUGAAGCCUUAGCAUGUAGUAGAGCAGUUGCUUUUGUAAGGGAGUUAAGUCUUUUCUCUGUGGUUGUUGAAGGAGAUAGCUUGCGGGUUGUCCAGGCAAUCACCAACAAAAGGGAGAACCAAACUUUUUUUGGACAUGUGAUUAAAGAGAUUCAUGGUUCAUGUUCUAAUUUUACAAGGAUUAGUUUUCAACAUGUUAGGAGGGAGGGCAACAAGUUAGCUCAUGCCCUUGCACGAAGAGCAGUUUUAUCUGCUGACACUGAUGUAUGGGUGGAAGAACUACCGCUGAUUUGGAGGAUGUAUUCCAAAUGGAUUUGUUUUGAUUAA